Molecule: messenger RNA, 6298 nt
Organism: Neoarius graeffei (lesser salmon catfish)
Lineage: Eukaryota; Metazoa; Chordata; Actinopteri; Siluriformes; Ariidae
Gene: ganaba
Product: glucosidase II alpha subunit a
Exons: 25
Coding region: 30-2873 (947 amino acids)
Biological process (GO): carbohydrate metabolic process; N-glycan processing
Cellular component (GO): glucosidase II complex
Molecular function (GO): carbohydrate binding; glucan 1,3-alpha-glucosidase activity
Source: RefSeq, a predicted model, not a curated record
AGCAGGGGUCAAAGUUCAUAGCAGUAACCAUGGCGCCUUCCACUGGCAGGAUGGGACACGCACUAGUGGUGCUGCUGGUGCUGUGCUUCAGCGUUGAGGCUGUGGAUCGCGGUAACUUCAAAACAUGUGAGCAGAGCAGCUUCUGCAAGCGCCAGAGGGAGCUGAAGCCAGGCCAGUCUCCAUACAGAGCUCUGUUAGAUACCUUGGAGCUCAGCAACUCCAGGAUUACCCUACAGCUUAUUAAUGAUAAUAAUAAGGUGCGUCUGCUCUUGGAGCUGUACAGGCUGCAGGGCAACAUGACACGGGUUAAAAUCAACGAGCUGAAACCUCUCAGACCUCGUUAUGAGGUCCGGGAUGUUCUCAUCGCUGAUCCUUCGACCAAACCCAUGACGGUGGUGACUCAGGACAAAAACAGCGUGGUGCUCUCUCUGGGCGCCGACGAACAGCGGCUGAUCGUCAGCGCCCAACCCUUCCGUCUCGACAUCAUGGAGGGCCCUCAGGUACUGCUGUCCCUCAAUUCCCGUGGCCUCCUGGCCUUCGAGCACCUGCGUCUGCGCAAAGACACCAUCUCUCAUAAAAUAACAAGCACGUUCGGUAGCAUGUGGAACUCGAUCAAGAGCGCGUUCUCUAGUAAACAAGACGCAGAGGGAGCUGGUGGAUCAGAGAAUGCUGAGGAGGCAGGUGAUGAGGGUGAAGAGAGAGAUGAGGAGAAGCCUGGCAUGUGGGACGAGACAUUUAAAACCCACAGUGACUCAAAGCCCAAUGGUCCAACAUCCAUUAGUCUAGACUUCUCUUUUCCAGGCGUGGAACAUGUUUACGGCAUUCCCGAGCACGCAGACACUCUCAAACUGAAAAACACAGAUGGGAGUGACCCGUAUCGGCUUUAUAACCUGGACGUGUUCCAGUACGAGUUGCACAACCCCAUGGCCCUGUACGGCUCCGUACCUGUGCUCAUAUCCCACAAUGCUCAGCGUACCAUGGGUGUCUUCUGGAUGAAUGCAGCUGAGACCUGGGUGGACAUAACCUCCAGCACUUUGACGAUGUUCGGGAAGAUGCUGGACUUUGUCCAAGGUUCGAGUGAAGUCCCGCAGACAGACGUGCGCUGGAUUUCUGAGAGUGGCAUCAUUGAUGUCUUCAUCAUGCUUGGACCAACACCAAGUGACGUUUUCAAGCAAUACGCCUCACUGACAGGCACUCAGGCCUUCCCUCCUCUUUCCACUCUUGGAUACCAUCAGUGUCGCUGGAACUACAACGAUCAGGAAGAUAUAAAAGCUGUUGAUCAGGGAUUUGAUGAGCACGACAUCCCUUAUGAUGUCAUCUGGUUGGACAUUGAGCACACUGAUGGCAAACGCUAUUUCACCUGGGACCCUGAAAAGUUCCCACAACCCAAAGAAAUGCUUCAGGGACUCAUGGAAAAGAGACGCAAGAUGGUCACUAUUGUAGACCCUCACAUCAAAGUGGACAGUGGUUACAAAAUUCAUAAUGAAAUUCGCUCCAAGAAUUUUUAUGUCAAGAAUAAAGACGGAGCAGACUAUGAAGGCUGGUGCUGGCCAGGAAGUGCUGGAUAUCCCGACUUCACCAACCCUGAGAUGAGAGCCUGGUGGGCCAGCCAGUUUGCCUACGACCAGUAUAAGGGUUCCAUGGAGAACCUGUAUACGUGGAACGAUAUGAACGAACCAUCUGUGUUUAACGGGCCGGAGGUGACCAUGCACAAAGACGCACUGUUUGGCAGCUGGGAGAGCAGAGACGUGCACAACCUCUACGGGUUUUAUGUGCACAUGGCGACUGCUGAAGGCUUGAUCCAGCGCUCUGGCGGCACAGAGAGACCAUUUGUUCUCUCCAGGGCCUUUUUCGCAGGAUCCCAGCGCUAUGGGGCAGUAUGGACAGGAGAUAAUGCAGCUGAAUGGGGCCAUCUGAAGAUGUCCAUCCCCAUGUGUUUGAGUCUCGGAUUGGUGGGCAUUUCCUUUUGUGGAGCUGACGUUGGUGGUUUCUUUAAGCAUCCAAGCACCGAGUUGUUGGUGCGUUGGUACCAGGCCGGUGCAUACCAACCGUUUUUUCGUAGUCAUGCUCACUUGGACACCCCACGGCGUGAACCCUGGCUCUUUGGACCAGAAAACACGGCUCUGAUCAGAGAAGCAAUACGUCAGCGAUAUACCCUACUACCCUACUGGUACCAGCUCUUCUAUAACGCUUAUCAAACCGGACAGCCUGUCAUGAGGCCUCUGUGGGUGGACUAUCCUAAGGAUCCAGUCACAUUUACCAUUGAGAAUGAAUAUUUAAUUGGUAAAGAUCUGCUUGUCCAUCCUGUUACUGAUGAGGGCGCAAAGAGCGUCACAGCCUACCUGCCUGGGAAAGGAGAGGUUUGGUACGAUGUUCACACAUUCCAAAAACACGAAGGGGCUCAGAAUCUCCACAUUUCAGUCACCAUGAGCUCAAUCCCAGUGUUCCAACGUGGUGGCUCCAUCAUCAGCAGGAAGGCCCGCAUCAGGAGAUCCUCCUCCUGUAUGGAGAACGACCCAUACACCCUCUAUGUGGCACUGAGUUCUCAGGGCACCGCUGAAGGAGAGCUCUACAUUGACGAUUUCCACACCUUCAGCUUUGAAAAAGAAAAGCAGUUUAUCCACAGGCGACUGCACUUCUCUGAUAAUGUGCUUUCCUGCAGUAAUCUGGCUCCAGACUCAAAGUUCACCACAGCAGCAUGGAUAGAGAAGGUGAUAAUACUUGGAGCCACUCGGCCGUCUUCUGUCUCCCUGAAGCUCGCAGAUGGUGCCGAGUCUGCUGUGAAAUUUGAUUUUGAUUCUGCAGCGUCCAUGUUAACAUUGCAUAAACCUGCCGUCAAUGCAGGGUCUGACUGGACUGUGACCUUACAGUAAAACACACGCAUGGAGGUUACUAGGAUGUGAUCAAAUUUAUGCACACACUAUCAUCUUACCAGAAGGAGCAACUCAUUUCUUUUGACAAGAUUUGAUUCUUUCACACACAUGCACUGCGAAUGAGUGUGUGUGGAAUAUUUGUGUUUGGGAUUGUUUUAGGAUGGGAAUGUAAAUGGAGAAGGAUAAAAGAAAUAGGACCAUUAAAGAAGGGGAAAAAUUAAUUUCUCGUAAUUACGUUCCCAUUAGUGACUACUACAUCAUGUUUAUUUUAAAAGCAUUUGCAUCAAGUUUGAAUUAAGGAGAUGUAGGGGUCUCUGUAGAUGAUGUUGAUAGUGAAAGCGUAAUUGUUCCAUUUAAUUCCAUCGUUCAUAUUGAUAUUCAGUAUUCCAGUUUUCCACACGAGUAGUAAAAAAGAUUUUCCAAAUAUCACUGCUUGAGGAGUUAAAAUCUACACUGUAGAUUUGGUUUGGAAAGAACUUAACUUAAAUACAACCCCAGAUCAGAAAAAGUUGGGACGGUAUGUUGAAGUUGAAUGUAAAACUGAAAACAAUGAUUUGUGAAUAAUCUUUGACCUGUAUUGCACUCAGAACAAUACAACAGCACAUUAGUUGAUUUACCUCAUGAGUUUUGUUGUUUGGUGUGGUUUUUUUUUUCCAAAAUAAACACAUUUUGAUUCUUGUAACAUAUUUCAAAGUAAGUUGGGACGAUAAAAUAUUUACUACUUUGAAAUGUUUCCAUUCCUUCUCACAACACUUAAAAUAUAUUCAGAGCCUGAAGACACCAAGUGAUGAAGUGUUUCAGGUGUUAUUUUGCUCCAUUCUUCCUGCAAACAGGUCUCAAGGUGUGCAACAGUACGGGGUCGUCGUUAUCGUGUUUUUCAUUUCAAAAUUCUCCACACAUUCUCUACUGGGGACAGAAAGGACAGGCACCCUCUUCUUCCUCAGCCAUGUCUUUGUAAUGUGUGCACAAUGUGGUUUUGCAUUGUCUUGUUGAAAUCUCUCUGGAAAAGACAUCAUCUUGAAGGCAGAAUAUCUCAUCUCAUCUCAUUAUCUCUAGCCGCUUUAUCCUGUUCUACAGGGUCGCAGGCAAGCUGGAGCCUAUCCCAGCUGACGAUGGGCGAAAGGCGGGGUACACCCUGGACAAGUCGCCAGGUCAUCACAGGGCUGACACAUAGACACAGACAACCAUUCACACUCACAUUCACACCUACGCUCAAUUUAGAGUCACCAGUUAACCUAACCUGCAUGUCUUUGGACUGUGGGGGAAACCGGAGCACCCGGAGGAAACCCAUGCGGACACGGGGAGAACAUGCAAACUCCGCACAGAAAGGCCCUCGCCGGCCACGGGGCUCGAACCCGGACCUUGCUGUGAGGCGACAGCGCUAACCACUACACCACCGUACCGCCUGAAGGCAGAAUAUGUUUCUCCAAAAUCCCAAUGUACUUUUCUGCAUUAAUGCUGCCAUUACAGAAGUGUAAGUUACCUUUGCCAAAGGCACUGACACAACUCCAUACCAUGACGCACCCUGGAUUUUGGGCUUGUUGCUGGGAACAGUCUGGAUGGUCCUUUUUGUCUUUGUUCCGGAGCAUACUGAAAUUCCUCCUUAUUCUUUGAAUCGGUUAAUGAUGAUAUGUACCAUAGAGGGUGAAAUAUUCAAACCGCUUCCUGUCUUUCUUUGAAUAACAUCCAUCCAUCAUCUGUAGCCACUUAUCCUGUUCUACAGGGUCGCAGGCGAGCUGGAGCCUAUCCCAGCUGACUAUGGGCGAGAGGCGGGGUACACCCUGGACAAGUCGCCAGGUCAUCACAGGGCUGACACAUAGAGACAAACAACCAUUCACACUCAGUCAAUUUAGAGCCACCAAUUAGCCUAACCUGCAUGUCUUUGGACUGUGUAGGAAACCGGAGCACCCGGAGGAAACCCAUGUAGACACGAGGAGAACAUGCAAACUCCACACAGAAAGGCCCUCGCCGGCCACUGGGCUCAAACCCAGAACCUUCUUGCUGGGAGGCAACAGCGCUAACCACUACACCACCAGGCCGCCUCUUUUUGAAUAAGGUGGUGGAGGGUUUUUUGUUUUGUUUUUUAAAGCAUUUCAAUAAUUUUCUCAUGCAUUUGUCGACAAACUGGAGAGCUUCAGCCCAUCUUUGCUCCUCAAAGACUAGGCCUUUCCUGGUUACUGAUUUUCUACCAAAUCAUGAUUACAAUCACCUGUUGACAUCACCUGUUUCAAAUCAUAUCUUAUUAUUUAACUGUUUUACCUCAUUACUAGCCCUGAAUUUCCCCGUCCCAACUUUUCUUUUUUGGAAUGUGUUACAGGCCUGAAAUGCGGGAAUGGAUUAUGUUAACAAAUUGAAUGAAGUUGACCAGACAAAAACAUAAAAUAUCUUGCGUUCGUACUGUCUGCAAUGAGCUACAAGUCAAAGUAAAUUCAGAAAUCACAACUUUCUUUUUUAUUUGCAUUUUCCAUACCAUCCAUCCAUCAUCUGUAGCUACUUAUCCUGUGCAAGGUUACAGGCAAGCUGGAGCCUAUCCCAGCUGACUAUGGGCGAGAGGCGGGGUACACCCUGGACAAGUCGCCAGGUCAUCACAGGGCUGACACACAGAGACAAACAACCAUUCACACUCACACCUACGGUCAAUUUAGAGCCACCAAUUAGCCUAACCUGCAUGUCUUUGGACUGUAGGGGAAACCCACACAGACUCGGGGAGAACAUACAAACUCCACCCAGACUCCUUUGUCGAUCACUGGGCUUGAACCCAGGACCUUCUUGCUGUGAAGCAACAGUGCUAACCACUACACCACUGUGCCGCCCCAGUUUCCAUACCAUCAAAACUUUUUCUGAUUUGGGGUUGUAGUCGGUUAAACUGAGCCAUAGACCAUUUCAGUAUAUUUACUACCUGAUUUAUUACAGGUUUGGAGAAAGACGUCUUUCUGAGGCGACCUCCAUUAUGACUUGAAUAAAAUGCAGCCACUGGUUUACGCUGAUUAUUCAGUUUAAUUUACUACAUAUUUUUAUAUUAUUGUUAACAAUUGGGUUCUGGUUUCUUUAUAUUUACAUGUCCUCCCUAUUUCUUUUGAACAUUCAUGACUAAAGAAUGGCUGUUCAAAACAUAGAUAUCCAUAUAAGUGUCAGUGGAGGUGUUAAGAUUGUAUUUGAGCUGUGUAAAGUGACAGAAGUUGACUGUAUCCCUGACCAAAGCAUUAAUUCAUUCCAAGGCCUUUCAAUCUCAAUAAAAACUCAAUCAGUUCUUAAGGUUUUGAUAAACCUUGUAUCUGUAUGGAUCCAGAACUCUGUUAUACUGAUAAAAGUUCAGGUAACUUUCUAAAGAUAAGAUGGGCCAGUCUGGGAAAAAAAAAAAAUUUAUGUCAAUGUCUGGCUCUUAAACACAUGGAUGGCUUCAAUAAAGAUGAUCAUGAUGAUGA